Molecule: messenger RNA, 1815 nt
Organism: Rodentolepis nana
Lineage: Eukaryota; Metazoa; Platyhelminthes; Cestoda; Cyclophyllidea; Hymenolepididae
Source: the annotation of a GenBank genome assembly
AUGAUAAAACACGACACUGAAGGAAGUGAUAACUCAUCGACUUCAAAGACUGAGGAGUUGACAGGCAGAAAAAGGAAUUCCGAAGAAACUUCUCGGCCACCAUCGCCUUCUUCUGCCUCAGUAGCCAUUUCCGUUCAUGACAAUUUGGCGUUAGUGGACGUUGAUGUUUUAGGCUCAAAUUCAAACGCUCUUAUCACGAAGAAGAGGUCAUUAGAAGAAUGCAGUAAAAAUGAACCGCGUCCUAGUAUUGACGACGAUGAAAAUUCUUAUCAAAAAGCUAAGCGCCAAUCACCGACUCUAUCACCACCCCCUUCGGCAGACAACCGACCCUCAGAGAGUAUAAAUCCACCACAGCACUAUACUCAGGUCCCCGUUCCAUCAAUUAAGCGUGACUCCAAGCCAUCUAAAUUGUCUAUACCUUGUCGACGAAAAGCUGCGAGCCCCGGUCGCUCCUCUCUUGUACCCGGCACUAUUGUCUCCCAGACCACCACCAAGUCCUCUUCCUCCUCCAUAUGCAAUAUUCCCUCUCGGAAGACUACAGAGAAUCUCUCUCCUCCAGGCUCUCGUAUAAUCACCAUCAAACGCGGUCCUCAUGGUUAUGGAUUUAUUCUCCGAGCCAAGGAUGUCUUCUAUGGCAAUUCGAGCGAUUACACUCUUCAUCACAUAGUUGAGAAUGUUGAUCGGAAAGGACCUGCUUAUGCUGCUGGUCUUCGAGCUAAUGAUCUUAUCUUGCGAGUAAAUGGACGAGAAGUUGUAGGUCGACUGCAUACAGAUAUUGUCCAGAUGAUCUGCUCCUCGCCUUCCAGUCUCCGUUUGGUUGUGACAACCUUUGCACAAAGUAACAUCAAGUCGGAUGGAAAGUGGAGAGUUCGAGGAAGACUAGUAUCGCGAGCUAGUCGACGACUGAAGACGCCUCUCACUGUGAAAACUACUGCUGCUGCUAAAGCAGCGGUGAGUUCAGGAGAGGAGUCUGGACUGGAGAGUGUUAGUGGUGCUGGAAGUGGCGGCCUAUGUCGAAGAUGGUUAAAGCACUCUGCUUCUACUCGUCUACCUGUUUGUCCCUCUACUUCUAGUAGUAGCGGAAUUCCAAGUCCUGGUCUUGCUCCAAUGGUAACUGAGAGGCGACAGAGACAUAGAAACGCAAUUGAUACUUCGAAAUCGAAUGUGAUAGCAGCGUCUCCUCCGACCGUUACUUCAAUUCAAAAAUCGACGGGAAGUCCGUUGGAUGAAUAUUCUCGACAUCAUAGCAAUAGUUUCUCCAUUUCGGGCAAGAGAACUGAGGCUGCCCACGUAUCUAGUCGAUUUCAUCCUCAACCCAGAAGAUCCACGGAGACACCUCUGUUCAGACAGUUGAGUGAACGCAACCGCUGCGCAGCUCGUUGUCAAGUCACCUCUCUGGACACUCACACAGCCGCCUUCUCUUGCAGUCCCAUCUCAAUCAGCACUAGUAGUGGUGGAAUGAAUGUUGAAGGAGGUGAGAGUGGUUCUGGGGCUUGUUCUCCCCAGCUCAUUUAUCGACCCACGUUUGGUGAAGCCGAACGGGGUGGAGCUACCACGAGGCCCACUCUCUGUGUCACCCCACCUGCUUCCAGCCCUAUGUCUACGCUAACACCAACUCACAUACCUGCUCCUAGCACAAUACAGCAUCAACCUUCCACGUCCUCACCCAGCAUCAGAAGUUCAGAGGAGAGUUCUAGCGAGCAGGUACGUCUACGUAGAAGGCGACGUCAAAGUUUCUCUAAUAACAGUGUUCAAUCCCCUGCUGAUCCCGACCACAUCAAACCAUCCUCCACGUACGGUCCAACUGAUAUGUAA